Xylaria bambusicola is the source of this 670-nucleotide messenger RNA. RefSeq lists its product as uncharacterized. NCBI's taxonomy places the organism in Eukaryota, Fungi, Ascomycota, Sordariomycetes, Xylariales, Xylariaceae. The record is from RefSeq and is a predicted model, not a curated record. The transcript is spliced from 2 exons. Bases 213 to 638 code for a protein of 141 amino acids.
GUGCGAGUGUGUGAGCGGCCUCGUCACAGCAUCCACGCAAGAACUAUAAAUGGUGUCGUAUGCCGUCGCCCAAGGUCUUUCACUUGCAACACAGUAGCAUAAAAUCGCGUUCAUCGAUCGAACCUCUGCAAACAACGUGAUACAUACCUACCAGUGUCAGCGCAACUUACCUCAACUCACAACAAGAGACUACUCCAGCCGGACUCGAUAAUAUGUCAGGUAUGGUGAAUAUUUUGCCGAUGCCAGUAGCCGUUGGGUGCUGGGAGUGUCCGGAUUGCGGUCAGUUGCCAUGCUCGUGCGCGCGCGCCCGUCUUGGUGAGCUGGGACUAUCUCAGAUGGAAAUGAUGAACCAUCUAUCUCCACAGCAGUCGAAUUGCACAGGUUGCCCGACCUUUCAUCCGAAGGCUCUGUCACUUUGGAAAUGUGAAAAAUGUGGAGAGACAGUGGAGGAUUCAAAUGUAUGCACUCGUUGCAAAACAACAGGACCUUCGGAACAACAGUGUUGGCCCUUCACAGGGUUGUACUAUUCUGAUCAGCCCUGGCUGAUGCCUGUCACGUUAUCCGACUGGCUGUGCAACUCCUGCGAGGUCUGGAACCGCGCUGGUGAAGACUGCAAGUGUGGCCGGAAGCAAAGCUGAAACUGAGAUGUGUACUUCUCACGCACAGACUG